CGCCCGAGGUGACACGCCUAUCUCUCGUUAUCACCACUGUGCUCUCCGAGUCGCCAACGCCCUCAGUCCCGCAUAUGGUGGCGAUGGCAGCAAGAGACCUACUGGGCUCGAGCCCAGUGAAACCCUUUUGGCUCCGUGGGUUCGCAGCUGUCUCUGCUUCCAUGUCCAAACGCCUGGUUCCCAACCCACCCGACCUCGUUUCAUGGGUCGUAAGGGAAGGGGGUUUUGUCCACAAGGGUUUGAGGAUCGCUGAUGGAGAAGCUUCAGGUCUUUGCUUAAUGGCCUCUUCAGAUAUAGAAGCUGGUUCAGACCUUAUCUCUCUUCCUAAACACAUUCCUCUCUCUUUUCCUUCUUCUGGUUCUGGCCAGAAAUGGGAUGCUUCUCUCUUCAGGAUAGCUCAGAAAGUACCUGAGGAACUUUGGGCGAUGAGAUUGGGGUUGAAGCUUCUUCAUGAAAGAGCAAAAGUUGGUUCAUUUUGGUGGCCGUAUAUUAGCAACUUGCCUGAAACAUUCAACAUUCCCAUCUUCUUUUCUGGAGAGGGAAUAAAAGAUCUGCAAUAUGCUCCUCUCAUUCACCAGGUGAACAAGCGAUGUAGGUUUCUUCUGGACUUUGAGAAACAAGUGAAAAGUAUUUUGAAGGAUGUGGGACCAGAAGAGCAUCCUUUUGGAGGCCAAGAGGUGAAUGCCUCUUCCUUGGGUUGGGCAAUGUCUGCAGUUUCUUCUAGAGCAUUCCGGUUGCAUGGAGAAGAGCUCACAGAUGGAGUGCAUGAAGACAUGCCUAUGCUUCUGCCUCUUAUAGAUAUGUGUAACCACAGCUUUCAUCCAAAUGCGAGAAUCAUUCAGGAAAAGGGCUCUAAUGAACAUGAUUUCUUAAUUAAGGUUGUGGCAGAGACACAAAUGGAGCAAGAUGCCCCAGUGUUACUGAACUAUGGUUGUUUGAGUAAUGAUCUUUUUCUGCUCGAUUAUGGAUUUGUGUUACCCAAGAACCCAUAUGAUUUUGUGGAGCUCAAAUAUGAUGGUGGUCUUUUGGAUGCUGCAAGUUUGGCUGCCGGAAUAUUCUCUGCCAAUAUUUCUUCUCCAUCUCCCUGGCAACAGCAGAUUCUGACUGAGCUCAAACUAGAAGGAACAGGGGCUGAUCAUAAGUUUUGGUUGCAGGUACGCUUGGGAGGCCCAGAAGUUGUGGACGGCCGGCUGCUAGCGGCACUACGGGUCCUCCUUGCGGAUAAUGCAGAGGAUGUCAAACAAAUCAACCAAACUGCCCUCCAAUCUUUCUCAUCUGACCCUCCUCUUGGUGUGUCCAUUGAGAUCAGUGCUCUUCGUACUGUGCUCGGAUUGUGUGCCAUCUCUCUCCAGCACUUCCCGACCAUGAUUGCUGAGGAUGAGAAGGCAUUGAAAAAUGGAGAGAAGAUAUUCCCUGCCAUGGAAUCAGCUUUGCGCUUUCGAAUGAGAAAGAAAACGUUGAUAAUCGAUACCAUGAGAGACAUCACUCGGAGGCUCAAUUCACUCUCAGAACAGAAAGUUACGAUCUAGAAAUCUGGCCAUCUAUGAAAUGACAUCAUUUUCGCCAACAUUUGUAGGUGUGCACUUUGAUCAUUUAAGGAUUCAAGCUUAUACAAACGGCACCCUUUGCAUAAUCCUGUUUUGGCUUCACCUUGAUGUAAUUGGAUUUGUGAUGGCCUGAGGACAAGGAUUCCAUCUGAAAAAUGAUUCAAACAUUGCAUUGCUUCCUUAAUAGAACGUUUUAUCUUAUUCA
Molecule: messenger RNA, 1752 nt
Organism: Amborella trichopoda
Lineage: Eukaryota; Viridiplantae; Streptophyta; Magnoliopsida; Amborellales; Amborellaceae
Source: RefSeq, a predicted model, not a curated record